GUCCCUACAAUUGUGAACACAAUACGAUAUCUGAUAAGAAGAAAUAGAGACAUCCACAAAGUAUGGCGAGUGUAAAGGUCCUUGAGUUUUUUAAAGCUUCCAAUAAAAGGCUUAAUAUUAAUCUUUUAAAUGCUAUGGUAAGAAAUGUACACGAUGUAACUUCAAAAUCUUCUAAGAAAAUCACUCAUACUGGACAGCUAUUCGAUGAAGAUGACUAUCGUAACGUACGAUUUAUAGACAGACCAAAAGAAGUUAACGAUAAUUGGGCUAUUAAACUGAUAGAAGAAGUUCCUCCUACAUCUGCAAAAGAAAAAAUUGUGGCUUGUGAUGGAGGUGGUGGGCCUCUAGGACACCCAAAAGUUUACAUCAAUCUGGACAAACCUGGUAAUCAUACUUGUGGAUAUUGUGGUUUACGCUUUUACAAGGAACAUCAUUAAGUGACAAAGUGAAUGAAUGUAAAUAGUCAAACUGUAAACUAUGCAAGUAAUUUAAAAGAUAUUUGUUGGAAUAAAUGUUAGGUAUAUGA
Messenger RNA from Habropoda laboriosa, 526 nucleotides. RefSeq names its product NADH dehydrogenase [ubiquinone] iron-sulfur protein 6, mitochondrial (gene ND-13A). Bases 63 to 437 code for a protein of 124 amino acids. The record is from RefSeq and is a predicted model, not a curated record. The transcript has 3 exons. Gene Ontology annotation, biological process: mitochondrial electron transport, NADH to ubiquinone. Lineage: Eukaryota; Metazoa; Arthropoda; Insecta; Hymenoptera; Apidae.